This is a messenger RNA of Exaiptasia diaphana, 669 nucleotides long. Its product is annotated as ATP-dependent DNA helicase PIF1-like. The record is from RefSeq and is a predicted model, not a curated record. Lineage: Eukaryota; Metazoa; Cnidaria; Anthozoa; Actiniaria; Aiptasiidae. The transcript has a single exon. Bases 1 to 669 code for a protein of 222 amino acids.
AUGCGCCAAGACGAAGAAGACCUGCAAUUCCUUUCUGCAUUAAAGGAUCUUAGGAUGGGAACUAUUUCGGCGGAAAAGAACGAUUACCUUUGCUCACUCUCUAGAGAACUCAAUGAAAGUCUGCUUUCUGUGGCUGUACAUAUAUUUUUCAAAAGGAUUGCUGCGCAGUUAUACAACCUCUCAGUCCUGCAAACUCUGACAGGGGAGUAUGUCCAUUACGAAGCAAGCAAGGAAGGGGAAACAUCUGACUUAAAAUGUCAAGCAGAUGAUAUCCUCCUACUCAAACCUGGUUGUCGGGUAAUGCUAACUUGGAAUAAAUCGUCUACUCUCAAAAAUGGCAGUCAAGGAAACUUUAUAGGAGUUGAGGGAGGGAUACCAAUUGUAUCCUUUGCAGGRGUUCGUACAAAGAUUCACAGAGAGACGUGGCUAAAACGUGACAGGAAUGGCAACGUAAUCGGUUCUUUAACGCAAUACCCAUUAGUGCUAGCGUAUGCUAUCACUUGUCAUAAAUCCCAGGGACAGACCCUUCGCGCGGCGGUAGUUCACUGUUCCCAGGARUUUGUGUCUGGACUGACWUAUGUGGCCACUUCGCGCGUACGCUCAUCCCAUCAUAUUCAACUAGUUGAUUUCUCACCUGACUUUUUGUUGAAACCCCCCAAGAAGUAUUAG